AUGAAAGGAUUUUGCCAAUUUUGGUUCCUCCUUCUUGUCGUUAGUACUUCAGUUAUAAAUGUUCCAUGUUCCACUUGUUCAAAUAACGGGGACUGUACAAAUCAUGGCGGGAUUUGUUGUCCGAGUGACUUCACUUGCAGUACGAAUGAAAGGUGUCAUAGACGUUCGUGUAUCAUCAACAGCCAUUGCCCUGCUGGUAAAGAAUGCCUGAAUUCGAAGUGUAUUCCCCGAUUAAAAACGUGCUACUCGGAUAGAGACUGCUUUGAAAACGCUACCUCUUCACGAAAAUUGAAAUGUUGCCGCGAGAAAUGUAAAGAUGUUUUUUUGUGCUCUAUCCCUACAACCAAAACAACACUAACAACAAGAUCUGGAUUUUCGUGUAUCAGCUGGAAAGACUGCUCUGAAGGGCAGAAGUGCGAGGGAGGAAAAUGCAAGGAGAGCUCAGAGAUCACGGUUACAAAGGCAGGAUUUCUAUCCGCAGCCAUUUUGACUGGGUCAAUAUUUUUGCUUAUUCUAUGUUGUUGUUUUGUGCGCGAGAGUCGGUACAGUAGACAGAGAUAUGCGGAGCGACAGCGAAGAUCAAGAAGAAGAAGAAGAUCUCGGCAGGGUAGAAGACGGUCAACACUUCCUACUACAAAUGCGGUAGAAAAUGGAGCAUUUACCACAGAUUGCGAAGGGGGAUUUACAAUACCUCCCCCAGAAUACCCUAGGGAUGAAUUGAUUACUUCCGCGGAUGAUAAUGAUGCUAAUUCUACUCCACUGGGGGAACAGAAUUGUUCACCCCCGCCCUACUGCACUCUGUCUUUCGACCUCCCGCCUUCAUAUGAAGAAGCCCUUCAAACUGAAGCGAACGGGGGUGAUUUAACAGAAGUAGCAUAG
Porites evermanni is the source of this 879-nucleotide messenger RNA. NCBI's taxonomy places the organism in Eukaryota, Metazoa, Cnidaria, Anthozoa, Scleractinia, Poritidae. The record is from the annotation of a GenBank genome assembly.